This is a messenger RNA of Carcharodon carcharias (great white shark), 1506 nucleotides long. Its product is annotated as opsin-5-like. The record is from RefSeq and is a predicted model, not a curated record. The transcript has 8 exons. Gene Ontology annotation, molecular function: G protein-coupled receptor activity. The coding region runs from base 1 to 1506 and encodes 501 amino acids. Gene Ontology annotation, cellular component: membrane. NCBI's taxonomy places the organism in Eukaryota, Metazoa, Chordata, Chondrichthyes, Lamniformes, Lamnidae. Gene Ontology annotation, biological process: visual perception; G protein-coupled receptor signaling pathway.
AUGAAAGGAGGUGGAAGGCCAGGUACACCAGCAGGCGUUAGCCCUCCAGGCCCUGAAAGGCCACCCCUGACACAGGAGGACCACAAUGCUCCCCAAACACCUGCAUCACAGCCACUCUCUGAACUAGGCACCUGCGCAGAUACCAGCAUCUCGGUGGGCAUUAGUUCAGUGGCAAGUUUCUCGGCGCACAUUGGUUACGCCCAGUUCCUUGGUGCAAAGAUGGGAAAUACCAGUGAGGAAACUAACAUCUUCCUGUCAUCAAUAUCAAAGGAGGAAGAUAUUAUUUUUGGAAUAAUUUAUUCCGUGUAUGGUUUUUUAUCCGUGUUUGGAAACAGUGUUCUCUUGUUUAUAGCAUACCGGAAAAGACACAUCCUUAAACCUGCUGAAUAUUUUAUUGUAAACUUAGCUAUCAGUGACCUUGGAAUGGUAUUAACUCUAUUACCACUGGCCAUACCAUCAUCUUUUGCACACAGAUGGUUGUUUGGCCAAGGAUCAUGCAUCUAUUAUGCUUUCUGUGGUGUUUUGUUUGGUAUCUGCAGCAUUACUAACUUGACGGUUUUGAGUGUUGUCUGCUGUAUGAAGGUCUGUUACCCUGCAUAUGGCAACAGAUUUACAUCAGAAUAUGCGUGUCUCCUGACUACCUGUGUUUGGGUAUAUGCUUCCAUAUUUGCCAUUUCUCCUCUAGCAAAUUGGGGUCAUUAUGGAAUGGAGCCUUAUGGGACCGCUUGCUGCAUAGACUGGAAAGCACCAAAUACAGAUUCCAAUGCAAUGUCCUAUAUCAUGGCACUCUUUCUGUUUUGCUACAUCUUCCCCUGUGGUAUAAUCACUAUAUCGUACACUCUCAUCCUGUUAACAAUAAAAGAAUCAAGAAGAGCAGUGCAACAGCAUGUAUCCCCACAAACAAGCACAAGCAAUGCACACAAUUUAAUUAUAAAGUUGAGUGUGACUGUGUGCAUUGGAUUCUUCACAUCAUGGACACCAUAUGCGGUUACAGCAAUGUGGGCAGCGCUUGGGAAUGCUGAUAAGGUUCCACCUCUAGCGUUUGCUCUGUCAGCUAUAUUUUCAAAAACCUCUACCUUAUACAACCCGGUCAUCCAUCUGCUGUUUAAACCAAACUUUCGGAAGUUUCUAAGCAAAGACAUGGCACAUUUAAUCGAUCUGUGCAGGCGGCAAAGUGGACCUUGCAGUAGUGGACCAGAUCUGUCUUUAAAAUCAGUUUGCGAUCAGACCACAUUGAAUUCUUGCAAACUUCCAAAUGGAAUUGUGGAUCUGCAGGAUGCCUGCGACACAUGCACUGAUACAUUUGAACAUUUCAGUAACCAUCCAAAAUCUCAGCGUUCACAAGGAUCCUCACCCAAAGCCAGUAUUGAUGUUUCAAGUGAUAACAGUACAGCACAUGAACAGAUGAAAACUACCCUUGUGGUGCUAACUGGAAACAUUUCAUCUGAAAACAUUGAAGUUGCAAUAGACAUACUGCCCACCAAGCUUACUAAGGAUCUAAUAUAA